Messenger RNA from Prorocentrum cordatum, 543 nucleotides. The record is from the annotation of a GenBank genome assembly. NCBI's taxonomy places the organism in Eukaryota, Dinophyceae, Prorocentrales, Prorocentraceae.
AUGCUGCGAAGCAGGGGAGGAGCAUGCCCUCAGCGGCUCCUCAGACCGCCACCUCGUGAUGUGGGACCUUCGGAGCGGCCGCGUUGCGAGGACCCCUGGGACAUGAUCCACCACUCCAGGCAGGUCACCGCCGUCUCGGUCGACUGGGACACGUUCCAGGCUAUGAGCGCGUCGAUUGACCGGACCAUCAUCCUGUGGGACCUCGAGGUGGGCGAGCCCCUUUCCACGUACGCGGGGCACUCGGGCAGCGUCUGCUGCCUGUCGGUCGACUGGGCCGGGCGCCGCAUGGCGAGCGGCGCGGGCCCAGGGGACAACCGCAUCCGCGUCUGGGACUUCAGCGACGGCUACUGCGCCAGCGAGGUUGAGUCCCACGAGGGCACCGUCUGGGCGGUGGACUGCGACUGGGCUGCGGCUCACAAGGCCGUCGCGGACGCCGCCGGGGUCCCCUUCGGCGGUGGCGGCGAGGCCGCCGGCACGGCGGCCGCUCCUACGGGGGCGGCCCCCGGCGGCGCUCCCGGCAGCGGGGGCUACCCGGCAGCGUGA